UCAUCAUCCUCGGCUUUUCCUCGUUCGGAGUGCAACGUGAUACCGAGUCGGGACCGCGCCACGACACGACGCGCACGGGGGUGGCGCGAGAUUCUUUAUCGACCUUCGACGAUUUAUUUCGAGAUACGGGAAGAGUGCCGGCAAUCGACGCUCCGGAGAGUUCGUGGCAGCGUCGUCGGCGAGGGAAUCCACGCCGUACCGACCAACAAACCUUUGGAAUCGGUCACCUUUGCUACCCAAAACAACCAGAAGAAACGAGGAACCGCGGAGGAUAUCCCGAGACGCGGAUCGACGGAUCGCGAGCAGUCGUCCUGGCGCCAGGAUGUCACUCUCCAUCGAUCGACAGGAUGAUCGCGUAUUCUGAACUGUAUGAGCGCGAUCGCGGCAGCCGCUAGUCGGUGUCGUUCGCGAUAAUCGGUGAACAGAGACGCGACACGGUGUCCCCGUUGCAUCCGUCGUGGCGUCGAGGAUGAAGAGGACGGUCACGCGUUGGACGAAGAGCAGACAGCCGAGAAUCUGUCCGAUGGAAGUCCCGAUGUCUUGCUGCCGGUGGUACAACACCUCGUGAAGAGUGUUUUCAGUCUACCCCCCGAGGACACACCGUCCACCCAGACGAGAGACCGAGCUUUCGGAACGAAUGAAGCUUCCCUGAAGGAUUCAUCGAGAGAGAGAGAAAGAGAGAGAAAAAGAGAGAGAUAGCGUGUGAGAGAAAGAGAGAGAGAGAGAGAGAGAGAGAGAGAUAGGAGAGGACAGAUAAAAAGAUAGAAAGUGAGGGAUCGUUUGGCCAGUGUUGAGGCGAACUCGCUAGCGAGAGGGAAAAGAGAGUGCCAGAGAGAGUGUGCUUGUUCGGGGUGACCGAGGUGUCGACCUCUCACCCCCGAUCAAACCAGCAAGCAGGUCGGAUGAUGUGGGCGUCUCUGCUUUUGGCCGGGAUCUUAAGCGGCUGGUGGGGCGCACUGGCUCUCGCUGCAGCACCCCCCGCCAAUCGUAACUCCCUCGAGGAGACGUCGACGAGGACCACCAGCGACCAUCCGCCAUCGAUGACCAUCGCCGCCGUUGAAAACCCUCUCGAUUACCGUCUAUCGACCUGGAACUUGGUCGCGCGAACCGUCGACGGACGCAGGCUGCCGAUCGACGAUCGUUAUCGCGUACGAACAACCUCCACCGCGAGCUUCGUCCCGGUACCGAAAGAUGACAAGAGCCAGCCGGUCGAGUCGCGAUCCUGGCGGUACCAGCACGAGAGGAUGCUGCCCGCCUCGACGAUCGAGGAUCGCGUAUCAACCGUCGCGGGCGACGACGCGUCGUCGGAGAGGAAAACGGAGGAGCUCUUCGACGACUCCAUACGCGACGUGUUCGUCUCCACGUCGAAACGGUCGGAUCGUCGCCCGGCAGACGACACGGUCGUUCAUCCGAGAACCGACGAGUCCGGUCUGACACGGCUGCCUGGUCACUCGUCCACCCAAACGCCGUUCCUUUACACGCCCGGUGGCAACGAGUCGUCGAUGGAGAAGCCACGAGCGAUCCGCUCGACCAAGCAACGACCAAAGAACCGUACGAAAGCGGACUCGCCGAGGGAGCAGCGACGACGGUGCCGCAACAAGGGUUGCCGCGGUCAGAACUGGUGCCCCGACGUGGACGUCGGCAACAGGGCCUAUCUGGCGCCGACGGUGUUCGAGGGAAAGGCCAGAAGCAUGUCCUCCGUGAGGAAACCCGGCUCCAACUACGCGGUGACGUUCGAGGUGAAGCAAGUAUACAAGAGCCAGCCGGGUUUCCAGCCGCUGCAGAAGAACGACAGCGUCAGGCUGCACUUUCGCGACAAAUCGGCGCCCGGCAAGUCGACCGUUUGCGGCUACGACACCGACGUCAAGCAGCAGCAGCAGCAGCAACAGCAACAGCAACAGCAACAGCAACAGCAACAGCAGCAGCAGCAACAACAGCAGCGCGAUAAUCAGAGUGGUGUGGUGCGAGCCAAUAUUAAGAGGGGCAAAGUGUAUCUAGUGUUUGUGAAUCGCGUGGGACCCAGAAACUUCACGAUCCUCGGUGAGCCGUUGAUUCGAAGCAAGAAGAACGAACAGGCGGUGCAGGCUGUCGUUCGACCGGAUUACGUGAAGGAGGUUACGUUGUCCGAGCUCAGGGACUCGAUAGCGAGGUUACGAGAGAGGGUGAAGCUAGUAUGCCGAACGAGGGGCUCACCACCCCCGAGGGUGCACUGGCUGAAAGACGGGAUACCGCUGCACCCCCGCAGAGGCCUCAGGAUUCAACACAAACGGCGGAGAUCGAAAGUUGUGAUAUCCUCCGCGAAGCCUGAGGACAGUGGGAGAUACGAGUGCGUAGCUGAGAGUACUUCCGGACAUCGGGCCUCGCUCGCGGCCCAGCUUCUAGUCGCUCACGAUACGAGAAUUCCGGAAACGACGACAGCGGCGUGGCCGAGGCAGGAGCAACCGUGCCCGAUCGCCGGAGACUUCUGCAUGAACGGCGGUACCUGCCUGUUCUUCGAGACCGUCGGUGAACCAGCAUGUAGAUGCGCGGAAGGCUUCACGGGUCUGCGGUGCGAGACGAAGGACGUCAGCAGCACCGGAAAUAUGGAUAAAUUCUCUUCGUUCGCCGAGGACGUGACGCUCGCCCGCUUCUAGCGCAUCUCGCGGCACUGUCAAGCUUGCACAUCGGGACAUUCAUCGUGUUUUGUUUUGUUGUAGCCUCAUCCACGUACCUUCCCAAUACCCGUUCAGGUUCCUACAUACGCGUCCUCGUCUUCUCCGUUCUCCCCGGGCUCUCCAAUUUUCUACACAGCGUCUCCAUUCCCCGACCAAUCCAAACGUCACGAGCGUUCGCGACGAGGAGGCUGCGACAUCCUCUCGUUCGCCGGCUUUCGGACAUACCCGUUCGCCUCUUUCGUCCUGCGUUCCCAGCACCCGUACGUGCCUCUUAUUUUCCUUCUGUUUCU
Molecule: messenger RNA, 2944 nt
Organism: Colletes gigas
Lineage: Eukaryota; Metazoa; Arthropoda; Insecta; Hymenoptera; Colletidae
Gene: vn
Product: protein vein-like
Exons: 7
Coding region: 903-2633 (576 amino acids)
Biological process (GO): axon guidance; dendrite self-avoidance; homophilic cell-cell adhesion
Cellular component (GO): plasma membrane; axon
Molecular function (GO): cell-cell adhesion mediator activity
Source: RefSeq, a predicted model, not a curated record